Molecule: messenger RNA, 7454 nt
Organism: Hemicordylus capensis (graceful crag lizard)
Lineage: Eukaryota; Metazoa; Chordata; Lepidosauria; Squamata; Cordylidae
Product: zinc finger protein 397-like
Exons: 4
Coding region: 456-2378 (640 amino acids)
Biological process (GO): regulation of transcription by RNA polymerase II
Molecular function (GO): DNA-binding transcription factor activity, RNA polymerase II-specific; RNA polymerase II cis-regulatory region sequence-specific DNA binding
Source: RefSeq, a predicted model, not a curated record
GUGUGCUCUCCAGAGUUAAAAUGAUAGAGCUGCAGCUGCCGUAGAGAGGCAGCGCAGAAUUUAUGAAAGGAAGGUUGUAAAUAGUCCAGGCCCUUUCCUGCUUCUCUCUCCACCAGCCUAGGCGGACCUGCUGUCUUUUCCAUUUUGCAACUGGGGCAUUUGUGCAUGAAUCUGAGGCAUCUUGGACCAGCAGCCUUUGCUUGCAGCUCUCGGGAGGUGCGGGAGAAAUGCUUCUUGGUAGAUGGGGACAACCUGUUUCUUUAGCACCAGUGUUCCUCCAGGGAUCCUGAGGGAGAAGAACCCCAUCCUGCACCCCCACAAAAGGAGUUUCCUUGAACCUGCGGAACAGCCUGUUUUAUAGUGAUGUAAUUGCAGGCCAAAGGUCAGCGGCCAGACACUGCUCUGCUCGUGGCCAAGGAGAGAACGGAACUGAAAGCCAUUUGCCUCAAUAAGAAAUGUCUGGGGAGCGGAGGGAAGCGUUAACCCCGGGUCUCCAGUUCCAGGCUGGGCUAGAGCGGGGAGGAAACCCAGACAUGAAAAUGGAGGAACCAGAGGAGCCGGUGGACCUGAAAUCAGAGAUGGGGCUGGAGGCAGCGAGAGAAGACUCUCAUGCCAUCCCAGCGGGGACCCCUGGCCAGUGCCUGAGAUGGAGAGCCCCACAGCACAUCAAGCAGGAACCAGAAGACGGGCUGUCGUCCCAGCGCUGGGAAGCCCAGUGGCAGGAGUUCCUGGGGGGAGUGCAGUCUCCUCGGGCUGGGUGGGCCACUAGACAGCUGCCGGGGGCUGCGUCGUGGGGGGAUACGAAGGUGCCCCUGCUCCAUUUUGAGGGCCCGCUGGCAAGCAGCCAGCGGCUGGCAGAAGGGCCGUUUGGACAGUCGGGGCCAGGCUUUGACCAAAUGAUGCCGGAAGUGAUCAGCAGGCCCGACUCCCGAGACAGAAUGUACCAGAAAGUGAAGGAGGAGGUGGAGAGCGAAGAUGGCGUCGGCACGGAGAGGAACCGCCAGCAUUUCAGACAGUUCCUCUACCAGGAGGCUGAGGGGCCCCGAGAGGUCUGCAGCCGCCUCUGGGAUCUUUGUCAUCGGUGGCUGAGGCCGGAGAAACACAGCAAGGAGCAGAUCCUGGAGCUGCUGAUCUUGGAGCAGUUCCUGACCGUCCUGCCUCAGGGAAUGGAGAGCUGGGUCAGGGAAGGCAGACCCGACACUUGCGCCCAGGCUGUCGUUCUGGCUGAAGAUUUUCUGCUGAGGCACCGAGAGGAUGGAAGACAGGAACAGAAGGGCGCAGGGAUGUUUCGUGUGGUGACUGUGAAUUUCCCUGACACUGAGCGGAGUCUAUCAGAUAACAUGUUGAGGCAGCCUGGCACCAUUGUCAAGAAGGAAGUUGAAGAGGACGGCCACCCUCUGGAUGAUGGACAUAUGAAUGAAAAUGAGGAGGCAGCCCAGUGGAAAAAUCCCCAGCCAUUGGAACUGCAUGGGUCCUCCCAAGAUCGAGUAGAAGAUUUCGGCAGGUUUCGUGAGGCAGAAGAAAUCUUCAGUUCUCAGAACAGAUCAAAGGGCCCACAAGAAAAUAACCCAGAGCAAGCGGAAGGGAACUCUUCAGGAGGGAAGCAGACUCUGUGCUCGAACUGUGGGGGAAGUUUCAAUCCGAGCUCAGGGCUCCUUGGGCCAGAAGGAUUCCCUCCGGGGGUGAACCCAUACAAAUGCUCCGUGUGUGACAAAAGUUUCUGCCAGGUAGCAAAGCUCAUUGCCCACGAAAGGCUCCACACAGGAGACUGGCCGUACAAAUGCUCUUUUUGCGGGAAGAGCUUUAAUCGGAGCUCGGACGUCUCUCGACACGAGAGGAUCCACACGGGAGAGAAGCCGUUCAAGUGCACCACGUGCCAGAAAUGCUUCAGCCAGAGGUCCAAGCUGAUCGUGCACGAAAGGUUCCACACGGGAGACAAGCCUCACACGUGCUCCUAUUGCGGGAGGAGCUUCCACCAGAGGUCGGAUCUCGUGAAACACGAGCGAAUCCACACGGGCGAGAAGCCGUACAAAUGCACCGACUGCGGGGGCAGUUUCCACCGGAGCUCGGACCUUGUCAAGCACAAGUGGAUCCACACAGGGGAAAGGCCAUACAAGUGCUCCACGUGCGAGAAAUGCUUCAGGCAGCGCUCGGCCCUCCUGUAUCAUGAGCGGACCCACACAGGAGAGAAGCCCUACACGUGCACUGCCUGUGGGAAAGGCUUUAGCUGCAAAGCGCACCUUGUACUCCAUAAAAGGACCCACACUGGGGAGAAGCCUUACAAAUGCAACUUCUGCGGGAAAAGCUUCACCACGAGUUCGUACUUUGUGAAACACCAGAGGAUGCAUUUGGGACAAGAAACCUUGCCAGUGCUCUGAACAGAGGAAGAGCUGCUCUGUUAGACCUUCUCAGAGCAGAACCACACCAUCAGCAGGCCCACAUGGCAAAUCUGUAACUGGAAUAGGCCACUUCAGGCUGCAGGUGAGAAAUUGAAUAUUUGGAUGCUUCCCUCUAUAUUUUUUUGUUUAAGUGCCCCUGCAUAUAGAAAGCUAGCAUGUCAGGGAGAGGCUCCCUGACAUGUUAGUUUUCUGUGUGCAGGGAUAAUUCAUACAGAGUGUUGCCUUCAACUAUUCAGUCAUCUACCUACAGUCUGAAGUGGUACAGCCCCACCACACGUGUCAUCACAGGCCUGCUGAUAGUUGCGAGAGGAUGUUAUAUUUUAGAAUGGUCAGAGGUGAGAAAUCCUUUGAGGGCAGGUGAAGGGAAAUGAAACUGAAUGAACCCGGAUUGCGUGUGGAAAAUUCUAUUAGAGAGAAGACCUAUAAUUGCUUGUGUGAUGGUCGGGGGAAAUCUCAUACCUCACGAAGCCAGCUAAUGAUAUAAAAUGACAAGUGGAGAUAAUGAAUAGAGUGAAGGGUUUCUCCAUUUUCUGGAACACUAGAACUUGGCAGGGCCACUCAGUUAAUAAACGAGAACAAUAAUAAAUAGUUCUGGGUCUAGUCCAAAACACAUAAGGAAAGAAGCUCUGCCCAGAGAGGCUUACAAUCUUGUAUAGAUGAAACUGUUAAAAUAAAGAAAUCAAAAUAUUUAAUGAUAUGGAGGAAGAAGGAUACUGGAAUUUAGAACAUACCUAAUUGGCCACGUGGCUUAUUGGCAAUGGAUCUUACUGGAUUCAGACCUCUUCAUAUGGUGCAUAAUUAACUUGCAGAACUGACUGCCACAAGAUGUUUAGGCCAAUGGCUUUUUUUUUUUUUAAAGGGAUCAGAAACAUGCAUGGAGGAGAGCUCUAGCAGUGGGCUAUUAGCUAAAUGAUAGCUAAAUGGAACCUCCAUGUUCAAAAGUAGUAUAUCUCUGAGAACCAAAUGCUGGGAGCAAACAGGGAUGAGGUUGUUGCUGUCUGUCCUGCUCAGGGCCUUCCCAGAGACAUCUGGUUACUGCUAGGGAUGGAAUAUGGUGUUCAAUGGACCUUCAUUCUUGUCUGGUAAGGCGAUUCUCAUAUUCCAGUCGACAGGGAAACCAAGAGGACACUAACUUGCUUCUUAGCCAUUUGGGAAAAUAGGUUUUGCACUGAAGACUUUAUGCCAAGGCAGACCUGGGCUUGGUGAGCUCCGUUCUUAAGGGAAAAGUGCAACCCAUGAAUGUGUAAGGACGAGAAUGCAAUGGGGUCUGUUCAUUUUCCCACCUCGGCCAAGGAAGAGAGGUGGAAAGACAAGAAUUGUGUGUACAUUUAUCUGCAUGUACUGCAUGGGAAUCGACAGCAUCCAAGGGCUGCCUCCUUCAUGUCCCAUUGGUUGGCUUCCCAGAGGCAUCUUAUUGGAGACGGAAAUGCUGGACUUGGUUGGCCUUUGGUCUGAUCUGACAGCACUUGUCUUCUAUUCUCAUGCCUGGUGUCCGACAUGGGCUGCGGGGUGUGAAGGGGUCUUGAUCCUGCUGUGCAUUUGAUAUUGUGACAUUGGGGACUGUGUGUACCGGCUCCAGAACUCAAAAACUCGUAAGAAGGCCGAACACGUCUAUGAAAAUCUUACCCACUUAUCCCAAAAUGGCUCACCACCUUUUUCUUUGCCACAUCUCAGGCAAAAUGACUAUUUCGUGACAGACUGCAGAAAGGAAGUGGCUGGCCGAAAGUUAUUUGUGAAGGAAAACCCUUUGCGGGAAACAUGUGAAUGGAGCUCUGUAGAUCCUUCUUCCCUCCCCUGAAACUACAGGCUGAAUUGUUAAUAUAUGUGGCUCUGGCUCUCUGGCCAGUAACUGCUUUUUAACUAGUCAUAAGCCUGGUCAGUAUAGGCAGCAGGAGGAGGAGGUGGUUGGAUCCUGAGCUGCUGUGGCAGGAGGUGCCCUUUUUGAAUGCUUCCUUGAGUUAAACCUGCCAGCCAACCAACCAUGCAAGUGGAAAGAUAGCACAUCAGGGAGCCAUGUAAGUAUUUGAGAGCCUUUAGACUGCGAACACCAUCUCCUUCUCCUUCCUUUUCUGUGAAAACUGCUUUUCUGUGAUAACUUUUUGUUGAAAAGCAGUGUUGUAUAGCUAUUUAUACAUAUAAAUAAUAGUAAUAGUAGCAGCUCAUUCCCUGGUUUGCUAGUUUUCUACUUGCAGUGAGAUUUUAAAAGCACACACACAGACACACAAAACAGGGAACAUUCAGAAAUGGUACCUCCUGCGUGCAGUCUGAAGUGGUACGCUCCAUUCUGCCACCUUGGAAUCCAGUCACCUCAUUCCACUGUAUGGGUAGACCAAACUGUAUUUUGGUAGGAAAUGCCAGUGAUAUGGCCAUUGCCCAUUGACUCAUUCCUCUAUGUGGCAAAGGGCUUUUUAACCGUCUCCUCCCCAGAGCAAAUAGCAACAGAGCUUUGGCAGAGUGCUCUGCUUACAUGGCUCUGCCUUUUACUCCCAUUCACCAUUGUCUCAGCCUAUAUAUAUUUAUAUACCGCUUUUCAACAAAAGUUCCCAAAGCUGUUUACAUAGAUAUACAUAAACAGAAUGGCUCCCUGUCCCCAAAGGGCUCACAGUCUAUAAAAGAAACAUGAUAGGACACCUGCAACAGCCACUGGAGGGAUGCUGUGCUGGGGGUGGAGCGGGCCAGUUGCUCUCCCCCUGCUAAAUAAUCACCGCUUUUAAAAGGUGCCUCUUUGCUCAUCAGGAGCCUCUGGCAGUGCUUAUGCUGAGGAGGAGCCCUCUGCUAUGGGCAUUUCCCGAUGGAGAAAUGCUCUCCCUGCAUUUGCUAACUGUGUUACAUAGCUCCUUUUUGCACAGGGUGUUUCAUUUAUCAGUAGGGUGUCUAGAUUGCUUCCUUCCUCCAUGCACUAUUUCGCAGUGCCAUCUGCUGGCCAUUUGUGGGAAACCCAUGAUGAAAAUGGCGUUUUUUGAGACUACUUUAAAAGUUUGAUUUUCACCUUGGGUUUUCUGCAAAGGGCUAAGAGAUGGAGAUGCAAAAUAGCGCACGGGGUCCUGUAGACCAGUUGAUCAAUGCAGUUACAGUGCCUGAAAGGGAGGUACGUAAUACAGACAAGUCGAUAAAUGCGAAGACCUUCUGUUUUCAAACCAAGUCUCUCUCUCUGGAAAUGCCCUAUAUCUUGGGUUAUGUGGGAGAAAACAGCUGCGAAAGGGGGGAAUCUUUGGGACUGUGGGCAACGGGGAGGAGAGGGUAAGAUGAGAAGCCCCCGAAGCCUGGAUUGCCAAUCCUAGGCAUGUACGCUACUUGUAGUGUCACUAUGAGAAGUCAUGCAAUGCAGUGAUUCCCAGCCUUGGCUCCUCAGAUGAUGUUGGACUACAGCUCCCAUCACCUCACAUUGUGGCAGGGGAUUGUGGGAGUUGUAGUCAAGCAAUAUCUGGAGUUGUAGUCCAACAGCACCUGGGGACUCAGGGCUGGGAACCCCUGAUGUGAUUUAAUUCUGAAUGCCUUUCCUUUGCUGGAACUUCCAACUAAGGACUAUUGGUGGAUACUGUAUCAUCUAAAUGGAAUCUGUCCCCCCCAUUUAUGUUUUGGAAAAUGCAUGGAGUAAAUUUCUAUUGCUGUCCUUUGAUUGCUGUCGUUUGAGAUGCUGAGGUGUUUUUGUUUGUUUGUUUUUUGCUUGUAUAUAACCUGCACUGUCUAUGCCUUGACCAGCUGCAUAUAUGUACGGUCAACAAUGCCAUUCAGGUAGCCAUGACUCUUAAUGUCCAGCUAUGCAACUUUGGAAGCUUUGCUUGCGACAUUGACCCCACCUCACCCCACCCCGACUCUAAGCCUGACUUUGCCAAAGAACUCUUUGCCUUAUUCCAGCCUUUUCGAUACGUCUGCAAAAGUUACUAGUCCUCAGUAAAAUUUUUAAAAAGGUUGCCCUCAUGGACCUUUUAGUUGUGACAUGUUGACAGCCUGGAAGGAGGAGUUUAAAAAGGAUCGGCUCUUUACCAACUUUAUAAGAGCAUUCCUCCCUGCUUGCCUGAAAUAAUCAGGUAAGUAGUUAUUUCUAAACCUGCCUUACUUCACAAGCUCUUGAAUUGUUCAUACAUUGGAAUAUGAACUUCUUUGAGCUUUUAGAAGAUGCUGCAGAUACACCUCCUGGAAUAGUGUCCUGGCAUCUAAAAUACAUUUAUGUGCAAUGCAUGGUACCUCUCUAGAUUUUCUGUGUCUGCCUUCUGGCCUUUUGUGUAUUUUUUUUUUAAACUUUAGCAGUUGGCAUAUAUAAAGUGUCUUGCUGUACCUCUUUUAUGAAUAUCCUUGUAUGCCAUUGUGAAAAACACCACCAACCUAAUGGAUCUUCUUUGAUCCAUUAUAGAUAUGAAGAAAUUGGACUCGUUCUUGCUUUGAUAUGAAUGCUUGUGUUGUGUUGCCUUCUUGACCAAACUGCGGCUAUCUUGUUUCGAUUAACAGAUUGAGCUUAAAGCCGUGAAGUUCCAUUUGCAGAGGAGCUCCUCGAUUGGGAAGUGAUCAGCCAUGGCUUUUCCAAGCCCGAAAUAAUAUUCUAUUCAAUACUGGAAAAUCCAGUCCAGACAAAACACUGACAGGGAAGUUCUGAAGCAGCUUCUGGGUUUUCUUCCUUACCUUCACUGUUAAUUCCAUUAUUUUGGUCUAGGAAAUUCCAUUUACGCUGCACAUGACACAAUUCUGCAUGUUUAAUGAAGCCAUUGGACUCAUACUUGGGAUUGGCUAAAGGCCAUAUGGGUUGUGACAUACAGGCACAUACCCAGCAGGGGUUUCUUGACCAUAAAAGGCGGUGUCUAGGGAUACUUGGCAUUCUUCAUCUUGGCUCUUAUGACAGGACUUUGUCUGUGAAACGCAUGCAUGACAGGCAGCCUGUCUCUGUUUUCUGACUUGAAUGGUAAUGACACUCAAAAUCUGAUACCCUGCCAUCUCUAGCUGCCACAGCUGAGGGCAGUGCUAGCUAGUGGUUUUUAACAGUGAUUAUUAUUGUCUUGUACACCAGUUUUGUGUGCCUGUUUAUGCUGUUUUCCUGAAAUAAAAAUCCUUUUGAUUUAA